AUGAGUCUAUGCGAGCUCGGGUCGCUCAGAUUUGAGGUGGAAUGGCUGGCAGAGGCGCUGACGGCCGUCCAGGGCUUCUACGCCCCCUUCCAUCCCUAUGUGGCCAUGGCGCUUUGUAUGGCAGGAACGCUAAUGAACAUCUCGACCGUGGUGGUCCUCACCCGGCCAUCGAUGAUCUCGGCGGUGAACCUGUUGCUGUGCGCGGUGGCUGUAUGCGAUGUCGUGAUUACCGUAAUCCUCCAUGCCACCAGCAUUUGGCUUACGGUAAUCCUCGCCCAAAUUCGCGUUCUAACUAUCCGAAAAGCCAGGGUCGGCCCAACAGAAGGAAUCGGUGUCAGAGGUACCCUUGGGAUCGCGCUUAUCACUCUACUCAUCUGUACCGCCAUCAACAUGCCAAAUAUGUUGACUUUUCAGAUAGCUCAACUCCCAGCCGAAGCCCUUCUCCCCUGCCUCCUGGAUGGUGACGUCGGCUCAAACGAGACGAUGGUCGUUGAGCUGGGCACGGUGUAUAUGGUAAAGCCGGAUGAGGACGAUUGUGGGCUGUUAAAGGUGGCCUACUGGACGAAUGGGAUCCUGUUCAAAGUGGUCCCCUGCAUCCUGCUCACCCUCUCCAUCGUCGCGCUACUAAAAAUUAUUGCCGACGUGGCGAACAGGCGGAAAAAUUUAGCACAGGUGAUGAACAAGAAGAAAAUGCCACGCGACCACACCACCCCUAUGCUGGUCGCCGUUUUGUCGAUAUUCUUGGUGGCUGAAUUACCACAGGGAGUCCUCCACGUCUCUAAUGCUAUUUUUGACAACGAGACGUUUCAUAGACGGGUCUACAUCCCCCUCGGCGACCUGAUGGACCUGUUGUCCCUCAUCAACUCGGCCGUCAACUUUAUCAUCUACUGUGCGAUGAGCCGGAAGUUCCGCGCCGUCUUCCUCAACCUGUUCCUCGCCUGCCUCCCCGAGCGCAUCGCCAAGAAAUGGCGCGAAGACUGGGGCGACACCGGCGACACUUCCAGACCGCGGCCAUCCGGCUACACCGGAACGGAGCAGCUGGCCCUGACUUCCGGCCAUCGUCCUUCGGCGACCAGCUUGCUGUUGCGCUUCGGGUCGAAGGAGAACAUCCCGCGCAUGUACACCGCCAACAACCAUUUGGCGGCGGAUGAGCCCAGAAGCGGCAGAAGCUCCCCAUGCCCUCCCCUACUCUCCGUGCCCCAACUGAAGUCGCCGAGAAUCUCCUUCGACAUGACGGCCGACGAGGAGGAGAUACGCCGGAGGAGUGCUGACGUCACGGAAGUGACCCUGCCCGUCCCGCUGAACAUCCAUAAAAAGACGAAGCCCACCCCCUACGAUCUACACCAAUUCACGCGCGCCACCCUCGACUGUUACGCCGAAAUCACCCCGACGCUUGUCGCCCAGGUCCAAAAUGCUGUGGCGGAGUUGGCAAAGAAGUUUGAAACUUGCUGCAAACGUCUAAACACUAAUGAUCUCGAUCUGGGUUUCGUAAAAGCCUUCCCCACCCUCCAGCAAGCCACCAUGGAUUUUGAGACGAUCUCCGAGAAUUUUAUCCCGGCCGCCCGGCAAUAUGUCACAGGGAUACAGAUGGCCGACCCGAAGCGGCGUUCAGUGCAAAGCUGGCAGCUGGCCGUUGGCCCGAUCACAUGCCACGCGUGGAAUAAAGAUCGCUCUCAACUGGCUGUGGCUUCCUCGGGCGGCAACGACAUCCACAUAUUCGAGUUUGUCAAGGGCGCCUGGACGAAUACACACUUGCUAAAGGGCCACGAUUUGCCGGUCACGGGCCUCGACUGGGCAGCAAAUACAAAUCGCAUCGUGUCGGCUUCCCAGGACAAGAACGCCUUCGUGUGGACGUUCAGCGGGAAGGAGUGGAGCCCAAAGCUGGUCUUGGUCCGCCUAAACCGAGCGGCAACAUGCGUCAAAUGGUCGCCUCAGGAGAACAAGUUUGCCGUCGGCAGCGGCCAGCGCCGGAUCUCCGUCUGCUACUACGAGCAGGAAAAUGAUUGGUGGAUCUCGAAGCAAAUCAAGAAGCCAAUCCAGUCGACCGUAAAAUGCAUUGACUGGCACCCAAAUAACAUUCUGCUCGCCGUCGGGGCGUGCGACUUCUAUGCGCGCGUCUUCUCGGCAUAUGUCAAGGAGGUGGACGAGAAGCCGCUGCCGAACCCUUGGGGUUCCAAGAUGCCGUUCGGAUCACUGAUGACCCAGUACAAGACGCAGGGCUGGGUCCACCACGUCGCCUUCUCGCCCUCUGGCUGCCGUCUCGCGUGGGUGUGCCACGAUGCGACCGUCGGGCUCGUUGAUGCGAAUAUCGACAGCAAUGCCUCGCACACACUGCGCACUCGGGCCUGCCCUACACCUCGAUCACCUGGGUCUCCGAGAAUAGCUGUGUGGCGGCGGGCCACGAUUACUGCUCGGUGCUGU
Messenger RNA from Mesorhabditis spiculigera, 2421 nucleotides. Lineage: Eukaryota; Metazoa; Nematoda; Chromadorea; Rhabditida; Rhabditidae. The record is from the annotation of a GenBank genome assembly.